CCGGGAGCGCCGGCGCUGGCUGGGCGGCCUGGCGGCGGCCAUGGACCGCUUCGUGUGGACCAGCGGCCUCCUGGAGAUCAACGAGACGCUGGUGAUCCAGCAGCGCGGGGUGCGCAUCUACGACGGCGAGGAGAAGAUAAAAUUUGAUGCUGGGACUCUUCUUCUGAGCACACACCGGUUGAUUUGGAGAGAUCAGAAAAAUCAUGAAUGCUGUAUGGCCAUUCCUCUGUCCCAAAUUGUGUUCAUUGAGGAGCAGGCAGCUGGAAUUGGGAAGAGUGCCAAAAUAGUGGUUCAUCUGCACCCUACUCCUGUGAGCAAAGAGCCUGGCCCAUUCCAGAGCAGUAAGAAUUCCUACAUAAAACUCUCCUUCAAAGAACAUGGCCAGAUCGAGUUUUACAGGCGCUUAUCAGAAGAAAUGAUACAAAGAAGAUGGGAGAGUAUGCCAGUUUCCCAGUCAUUACAGUCAAAGAGAGGAUCCCAGCCAGGAAGAGUAAGAGCUGUAGGAAUUGUAGGUAUUGAAAGGAAGCUAGAAGAAAAGAGGAAAGAAACUGACAAAAACAUUUCUGAGGCCUUUGAAGACCUCAGCAAGCUGAUGAUCAAGGCUAAGGAAAUGGUGGAGUUAUCAAAAUCAAUUGCUAAUAAAAUUAAAGAGAAGCAAGGUGACAUCACAGAAGAUGAGACCAUCAGGUUCAAGUCCUACCUGCUGAGCAUGGGAAUAGCCAAUCCAGUUACUAGAGAAACCUACGGCUCCGGCACCCAGUACCACAUGCAGCUGGCCAAACAGCUGGCUGGAAUAUUGCAGGCACCUUUAGAGGAACGAGGGGGGAUAAUGUCACUUACAGAGGUGUACUGCUUAGUAAACCGAGCUCGAGGAAUGGAAUUGCUCUCCCCAGAAGAUUUAGUGAAUGCAUGUAAGAUGCUGGAUGCACUGAAAUUACCUCUCAGGCUCCGCGUUUUUGACAGUGGUGUCAUGGUCAUUGAGCUUCAGUCCCACAAGGAAGAGGAAAUGGUGGCCUCAGCCCUGGAGACAGUUUCUGAAAAGGGCUCCUUAACAUCGGAAGAGUUUGCUAAGCUUGUGGGAAUGUCUGUCCUCCUGGCCAAGGAAAGGCUACUGCUUGCAGAGAAGAUGGGUCAUCUUUGCCGAGACGACUCAGUGGAAGGCUUGCGGUUUUAUCCAAAUUUAUUUAUGACACAGAGCUAAGAAUUUUGCUUUGGAAAUACUUUUUGCCCAUAUACUUGCAUUGAGUCAAGGUUACGUGACAUUGAGCUAAGAGAUGAACCCUGAAUAAACUGGUAACUUGCUAGAACUUCACAGUAUACUAUAAAACUCUUUUCCUCUCUCCCUAAAAGUGUGGUCUCAGAAGCUUAUUGAGGACACACAUAGGAAAGUAUAGACAGACGACCGCCAAUAUAAAUGAAGAGUCAUGCUAUUCUUGUGUAGAACUGUUAAAGAGUUUGACUUGAAAUGUGGUGGAUUUUAAUUUGAUUUCUGAAUUUAGGGCCUUGGCGGAAGAAAACUAGAAGCAUGUUUGGUAGAUUCGAUGAUCAUUUUGGUGUGACUCAAAUUCACUGAAUGGUUGUUUUCCUUUGAGUCUGAUGUGCCCGUUUUGGGUACUUUUGUGUGGAAGUCAUAGUGUUAGUUUGAGGCCCUGACCACAAUGGAACUGCAAAGCAGCCAUAGGCAUGUCUCUAAGAGACCAAAUAAACAGUUAAAAAAAAAAAAAAAAGAGUGGGUAAGGGGUUUGGUUCAGUGGUAGAGUCCUUGCCUAGCAUGCAUGAGGUUUUGGGUUUCAACCCAACCCCUCUUCCUCCUCCCCAAAGAGUGAGAUAAUGUUAUUUGACUGAUACACACUCCAAACGGUUCCUUUUCUUUUCUUUUUUUCUUUUUACAUGGCUGGCAUUUAACAAAUGCAACUGUGUGUCAUUUUAUUUUUAAAAUACUGUGGAUUUUGAAGUGGAAUUAGAUGUGCCCAGAUUUAGUUACUAAUCUGAGGGGCAGAUGGCUCCGGAAUUCCCCAGGAUCGCUGUACGUAGGUGGAUGGGCCAAGGGAAUCUGGAGCUGAUUCCGCAGGACCCUUGGUGCCCUCUACUGGGAAGGCAGAGAUGGGACGCAGAAGGCGGGAAAGUGACAGAUAACCCUCUCCCUCAUGAGUCUCUGCACUGAACUUCAAAAACACUUCUGUCAUUUAAUUCCAGCCAUGUUAUCUUUUUUUUUUUUUUUUUUUGCCCUGCAUGUUAGUGGUAUGUAAGUGGUAUGUGGAAACUAUCUCAGAAAAGGUGUUACUCAUAAACAAAAACUGGUUGACACUGCCUGUACAUUACUCGAGUUUUAAAGUGGGUUUCCUGACUCCCUCUGUUACUGUGCCGCCAUGUAUAGCGUUUUGGCAUUACCUCAAACUCAGGGAGCCCAUGAGACAGGAGACCUCCUUGCUGAGACUGGCUCAGAAGUAGAAAGAUAGUGAUAGCAUCACACCUGGCACCAGGGGGAGGGUGCCCCGGUGCCCAUGGGACCUCAAGGACAUUCUUACUGGAUGAGGUGGAGGCCAUUACAGACAUCCCUUGGGGAAGAGCCAGAGUCCUCAGACCAGGGGACUCCUACACCUGAUCCCUUCCUGGAAAGUGGCCACUGCUACUUCCUGCCCUCCGAUGUCACAGGAAUGCAAUGCAAUGGCCCAGGCAGCCUGCUGUAGUCUUUAUCAAACCUGUCACUGACUUCAUUGUGGUGACAUAUCUCUUGAUUACCUCAUUGUUCAGCCUCAGGUUUAUUUUGGGGAGUAAUUCAGUGUCUAGCCUCCCAGGUCUUCUAGGGGCUGGUUGGACCAUUAGUGUGUGGGUUUUUUUUUUUUUUUUUAAUGUCUUACCUCUCUCUAGAUUGCACUUAGUCUGUUACAUGGCUCUGGCAGACUUAAGACAGACAGACAGACACACGCACACACAGCUCUUCUGGCUAAGGUUCUUAAAGCAGACAAGUGACAGUUUGUCUCACCAGCUGGCGUGGUUGUAAGAUUGUGGGAGCUGCUGGAUCUAUCUGUAGUGGUUAGAUUUAUUAUAACAAACCUAUAUAACGUAACACAUUUGUUUACUUCAGUGUGACAACAGACAAACAAAAGUAUGAAGUGAAUUAAAGAGGAAGAGUAACAUAAAUAUACUUUGCAGAUGUCAUAUUAAUAAAGUAUGAGUUUUUUAAAACUUAUUUUUAAAGUGGGCAUUGUACACUGUUUCCAGACCAUGGUAUCUACUUUUGUUUUUGUUCUUUUUUUUUUCCAAAUGAGCUGGUGUUUUGGUCUUUCUUGUUACAGGGUACAUUUAAGUUCAACCAGUAGGGCCCUAAUUGCAAAAAGCUCUGCCUUGGUGCUCAUCACUGUGUCCUGAUCUUUGUUUUCUUAACUUUGCUCUCAGGAGCACAAGUCUCUUUGUAGGUUUAUGUAAUGGAACAUUCUUAGUCACUGUCAAGAAAAAACAUUUUUAACAUUGUACAAGUGAAGGUUGUUUUCAGGGUUGAAGGAUCGGUAUUAAUGUAUGUAGAGUAAAAUUAUUGCAAAAAUUUUAAAUGAUUUUGUUAUCUUGGUCUUCUUUCAAAAAUAAUCUGAAGUUACAUGAAAAUAAUAAACCUUUGGUCAUAUUAAGUCAGUAUAUUAAGAGUUUUCUUUCAGAUUUUAUAAUUAAACUUUGCUUAUAAAUAGUUGUCCUUAAACUUUUAAAUUUCAGUUAUCUUAAAAAGUAGGAAAUAAGUCAUGAGCUUCUUUAACUCUGGAUGUGAAUGCCACCGUGGACAUGCCAUGUGUACUGUGUGAACAUGCUGUCUCUGUCAUAUUCACAUGCUUAAAACCGUCCUCUUUUGCCCAACAAUCGCAUUAUCUUCAUUUUGGUACAAUGGAGUCACAACUUGUAAGGUGACUAGGUUUUGAAAACUUCAUCUUAGGUCAAAACCAAGCAUACUCAAAGUGAUCCUUGAAAAAUUGCUUAAAUUACCAAUAAAAUUCUCUUAUAGUUUGAGUGCUUGCCGAGUAUGAUAUAGGUAUGAAUAUGUUAUGUUAUGCAUGGAGUAAAUACAGUAUGUGAUUAUGUGAAUACCAACAAAUUAAUAGCACUAAUAAUUAUGCUGUUUAAAUGAGUGUCUUUAUUUUUGCCAAUAGGUAUGGUUGGAUUAUGCAAAUUUAUUACCAACCCCACCCUUUGUGAUAAAUCUAGAUUUUAGAAUACUGUAAGUUUAAUAAAGACAGAGCUUUCUAUCUGGUUCGUUCAUGGAUAUCUUCUCAGUGCUUGGAACAGUCUGGCACAGAGUAAGCGUUCAAUAAAUAUUUACUGAACAAAUGAA
Jaculus jaculus (lesser Egyptian jerboa) is the source of this 4318-nucleotide messenger RNA. RefSeq names its product vacuolar protein sorting 36 homolog (gene Vps36). Gene Ontology annotation, biological process: protein transport to vacuole involved in ubiquitin-dependent protein catabolic process via the multivesicular body sorting pathway. Gene Ontology annotation, cellular component: ESCRT II complex; late endosome membrane. The transcript has 14 exons. The coding region runs from base 41 to 1201 and encodes 386 amino acids. Gene Ontology annotation, molecular function: phosphatidylinositol-3-phosphate binding; ubiquitin binding. Lineage: Eukaryota; Metazoa; Chordata; Mammalia; Rodentia; Dipodidae. The record is from RefSeq and is a predicted model, not a curated record.